Molecule: messenger RNA, 2471 nt
Organism: Amoebophrya sp. A25
Lineage: Eukaryota; Dinophyceae; Syndiniales; Amoebophryaceae
Source: the annotation of a GenBank genome assembly
GCAGUCCACGACGACGGAGGAAGCACGCACACGCCCAGAGCAGAAAAGGUUCUUCCAGUAAAAAGAAACGAAGUCGUGUAACAAGCCAUCACGGUCACGAGUUGCGACCCGCGACCUGCUCUCCAACUCUGAAUGGCAUGUCGCCAUCCUCCAAGCUGUUCCAGGACUCCGCUCGCGAGAAGGACGGCGCCUUCUCGCCAUCGAGACUUACCGCUGCCGAUAUUGCAGCCUUGUCUCCGAAGAGGCGGCAGCAGAUAGCGAAUAUGUUCACGGAGUUCGAGGGGCAUCAGCCUCAGGCAGUUUUUGGUCUGGACGUGGAGAAGCAUUUCAACCAAACCUCCAGUUCGUGGCAUUCGGGUGAGCUACAGCGGCAAGAAGAGACUCAACGCAGAGGAUCGCAGCAUCAUGGGGUCUCCACUACAUCUAUGACCGGCUACAGCCAUUCAAAUCUCAUCGCUGGUGCUGCGGGAUCGCAAAACAAUUUGCAUUUUGGUGACGACUUGCGAGGUUACCAGAAGCAGAAGAAGAUGGAACUCGUGCUCUCGCGCAGUCCUAAACGCGGGAAAGGGACACGUGGAGGCAAUCAUGCUAGGGGAAACGCGUCCAUGCAGGGAAACGGUGCGCCUGGCGGAGGAGAAGCUAGUGACUCUUCGCCCUACGACUCCGUCAUUCUCGCUGCUAUUCGUCGCGCAGCAAUGAAGAUGCCAGCCUUGCACAACGUGAACAGCAAUCAUAUGAAGGCUGGCCUACGAGGCGCCAGCCCAGGAAUGAAAAGGAGGGAUCAGCAGGAUAAGCGCGCCAUCGUUCCUGCAAACAGCUUGAACACCACUCAGCGCGCGGGUCCGUGGAUAAAUCCGGAGGUCGAAAUGGGGGCCGAAGAGCGAUGCUACCCUCAAGAACGCGUAGACGAUGAUGGCAGCAGCACAAGCCCUUCGCGAAAGAGCCCGAAAAAGCGCAGAGGACGAGGCAGUAAAAGACACGAGGCACCAAUGCAGGGGGAUCCACGGUAUCCCUCGCAUGCAGGAGAUAGUAGCCAGCAAUUACCGCAGUCAGACUCUCAGCAUGUUGCAAUUUCAGCGACACCUGCGUCAGCGUUCCCUGUUUAUUACAAUCUUCAAGGAAAGGCGAUUUUAGACGUGAAGACAGCAGAGAGCCACGCUGCGGCCUCUACUUCCUCGCCGGGAAAAGUGUUGCUGAAAGGUGCGACGCCAGAAGUCUUUCGUCCACCAGGAGAAGCAUUAGAAGAGCAAAAUCCAUCGUAUGCAGUUCUGCUUGAAGGAGGUGACUCGCGACAAAGCCAUCGGCACGCAGCAGGGGCCUCUGGGAGAGUCUCUGCAGAUGUUAACGCGACGGCCAACGUGUCUUCCAGUGUCGACCGUGUAGAUUCGCCUGAUACUCGGAGGAUACGAGAAGGCGACUACUCACUGCCCGGAGCAACAUCUUCGCAGCAAAAUCUUGGCGCAGAGCAGCAGGCGGCGAAGGAGACUGCGUCGAAAGAGGCUGCGACUUCGAUACAGCAAGCUGCUUUCAGGCAGACCUAUAAACCGAUCAACACGCAACUCUUGAAUUUUAAUCCAGUUCCGGUAUCGUCUUCAUUCGGAACUUCUGCGCCGGUGCCUGCCUCAGUUGCGUUUCCAGCUCCGAUGGUAUGGAGUGCGUCUCACGGCAUGGUGCCGAUAUCUCCGACCAAGCAAGCGCCGCGGCUACCGCCACUGAAGCUGGGAGCACCUCCUGCAGGUGGGGAUGCGAGGCUCUCGACAUCGACGCAACAAGUGCCACAAGCGGCUAGUGUACAGAGAUCGUUAGUGCAGCAGGGUGGAGGAGGCGUCUCGUCUACAGAGCAGGGAAUAGCGACAAGAGCAAGUAGCCUCAUUAAGAGUAACGGAGCCGGUCUGGCGACACCGAGUGCGAGUCGUGUGCAAUUGGAUCCGAUCGAGCAUCCAGGCAAAGGCCCGUCUUCUGGUGUUACAGCGCCGUCCCCUGUUGUUCACCGUAUGCCCGCAGGGCAAGGACACUACUAUCAUCAGGCGCCCUCGCCUGAAGAAGCGGAUUAUUUGAAGCAGUAUCUGCGCAAUAUCGAGAAGCAGAUUGAGACGACGCAACGAGAAGUGGAAGAAGAAGCGAGGACAAGUGGCCCUAAGGGUAGAUCUAAAGGCGAGCAGUAUGAAAGCCAGAAAACGGCUUCUAGCGUUGCGGCAGCGAGCACGUCGGCGCCAACAGUACCGUCAGGAGGCCUAGAGAAAGUGGACGAACAAGACGAAAACGAGGCUGCUGCCGUAGACCUUGCAGCUGGUGACCAAGAAGGCGACAUCCCUGGAUGGCCUUCGGCGUCACAAAGUCUAGAGCGACUCAUGAUCGAGCGCUCUCUUGCGCUAGCACGUCUCGCGAGUCACUCAGUGCAAAGCCGGGACGUGCCGGGGCUUGCGUCGAAAGAUCAACAGCAUGCUACCUCGCCAUCGCGCUCAGUUGCC